Molecule: messenger RNA, 507 nt
Organism: Helobdella robusta
Lineage: Eukaryota; Metazoa; Annelida; Clitellata; Rhynchobdellida; Glossiphoniidae
Exons: 5
Coding region: 1-507 (168 amino acids)
Source: RefSeq, a predicted model, not a curated record
AUGUUUCUAAUCAACGGCAUUGCUAACAAAGGAAAAAUUGAGAUAUUAGAUAUAGCUCUGAAACAACACUUCCACAAAAAUCAUCACUGGAUAUCGUUGCAUUCGAAACCAGUCACUGCAACAGUAGAACCAGACGCCUCAACCAUUUUGCCCGCCAGAAUGUUGAGUCUCUGGAAUCAACAUGGACAGAACAUCAACAUCAACAACAACUACAUAAACAACAACAUCAACAACAACAUCAAUAACAACAUCAAUAACAACGUCAACAACAACAGCAACAACCGCAACGUCAUCAUCAACAAUAUCGACAGUAACAUCAGCAUUAUAAGCGAGGUCAUCAACAACAACAUAAGCGAAGCAACACAACAUAUACAGCAACAUAAAGAAUUCAACAAGAGCGUCAACAACAACAACAAAGGCAAAAUCACCAUUCAUUUCAUGAAACGACCACACAUGCCUAUGUUACUGGGAGGUCAGAAACUGAACAGGAUGUUCAGAGAAAUGUAA